Messenger RNA from Lagopus leucura (white-tailed ptarmigan), 1497 nucleotides. It is a transcript of the gene TCP11, whose product is annotated as t-complex 11. Gene Ontology annotation, biological process: regulation of sperm capacitation. The record is from RefSeq and is a predicted model, not a curated record. Gene Ontology annotation, cellular component: sperm flagellum; acrosomal vesicle. Lineage: Eukaryota; Metazoa; Chordata; Aves; Galliformes; Phasianidae.
AUGGCCGGCGCCGAGCAGCCCCCGCGGCCGAAUGAUACUGAGGAGGCUGUGGGGACUCGGGAAAGCGGCGAGGAGAGGCCGUUGGGGCCUGGCUUGGCCUCUCUCUCCCAAAUUCUCUCCACAAAUGAGCUGCAAGAAUUGAGUGAUGAGGUCUUCAGACUCAGCACUGUACAUGAAAUUGCACUGAAUGCUGACUUGGAAGUGCACAUGGUCAACUUCCCCCCACACAGCCUGGAAAAUAGAGUGAAGGAGACACUGCACAAAGCCUUCUGGGACCACCUGAAAAAACAGAUCUCUGCUAGUCCUCCAGACUACACUCAGGCAAUCCAACUGCUGCAGGAAAUAAAAGAGGCUCUGUUAUUACUGCUGCUGUCUCAGAAGCUGCAAAGCCAAAUUGAAGGAGUCCUGGACGUGGAGCUGAUUAGGCAGGAGGCUGAGCACGGGGCUCUGGACAUCCGCGCUCUCACCACCAGCAUCCUUGGCACGAUGGCAGUCUGUGCGCCUUUUUGAGAUGAGGAAGUGCAAGGACUGCAAAGCCUCACAGACCCAGCUGAGCUUCUCAAGGAGAUCCUCCGGAUGCUGGACCUGAUGAAAAUGGAUACGCUGAAUUUUACCAUCCAGAGCCUCCGUCCAUACUUACAGGAAUGCUACGUCCAGUACGAACAGGAGAAAUUCCAGAAAAUCUUAGAUAAGCUUCCUAAUAGUCUGGAUAACACAACAGAGUGGCUGCGCAGAGCAGCAGUGUCUGCAUCCUCUUUGCAGUCUCAGUCCUGCCCUGCAGCCAGCAGCUCUUCUGAUGCACGCUUCCAGGGAGCAGUCAGCAGUAGCACAGCUGUGCCCAGUGUCAUGUCUGUGCUAAAUUGAGGCUACAUGGAUCUGCUCUGCUGGGAGCCCGGACACAGUGAAUACCCAGAGACCUUGCUUCUGGAUCAGGCUCGACUACAGGAAGUACAAACACAAGUGAAUCAGCUUGCCAUCAUAGCUGCAGUCCUGCUAGUGACUAGUGGCGUGUGUGGAAACACCUUAUUUGGCUCACCUGGGUUUAUUGAUAGGCUGAAACUGGUAACAAAGGCCCUCUUGGAAGGGCUGUCUUCUAUCAGGUAUGAAGAAGCUUUGCAAGACAUCAGUGAUCAAGUGCUCCAGGAAGUCAGCAGAACACUCUCACAGCUGGGUUACCCUGCUUUUGCCAGUGAGAAAUGUACAUCCCUGAAAGGCCAGAUAAAAAGCAUUGCUGACAAGGGCAACGCAGUCCAGCACACCAUCAAGCAGUGGAUUCACCUGUUCCUCAGCCUUUUUAUUGCCCCCGAUGGACAAAAUUCUCAGAAAGAUUUCCCAAAGGGUCUCAAUGCCGUUCAGGAAGAGCUGCAGGAAGUCGGGCGCAGGUUCAGAAGUGUGACCUUCCACAACUGGCAGCUGUUUGGCCCUUUCUACUCAGCAGUUCUCAAGAAAGUGCUUUUCCCAGAGGCAGAACCAGAUUCAGGAAGAGGUUCUAUGUGA